GGCCAGCAGCCCAGAGCAUGGUGUUGGGAUGAAUGAAAGCAGCGCGGCUCGAGCCAAGCGGGGGCCUGGAGGAGCCGGGGAUUUCCGAAGUUACAAUUGAGGCGGUAGACACCAGUUAUUUCAGACCAUCUUCAAUGGAGGUUUAAUAUAAAGAUUGGAACAACAUCUUUUAACAUAAUACAACAUCAGAAUGGACAAAGCUAUAGCAAGACAUAAUAAAAUGAGAAUCUGAGCAGUGUAAUGGCAAAAUUUGAUCUCUUUUAUGUUUGGUCCCUGCACCCGUUUCCCAAGUGCAAAUGGAUUGAUCACUUUUGCUUUGAUUGAGGAGAAGUAUUGUCUACUCAAAAGAAAAGAAAACAGGCAAGAAAAUCCAACAGGCAUUUGAAUGAAUCACAAAAAGGAUACAGUCCUUGAUGACAUCAAAGUCCAAGUACACAGAAACAAAAAAAGGUUUCAGAUGAAACCAGAGCUGGAACAUCCCAUGAAGUGCACAUGUACCCCAUCACAGAAAAUCAAGGAGCCCUUCUAAACUUUGAAGGAAAUCUGGAUGCUUUGAGCUUUAGGAAAAUUGGAUGAUAUGAACUGAUUUAGUGAAAAUGGCACACAAGGAAGUUAACAUCUGAAGCAUCUGCACACUUUUCUCAAAUGGAGGGAUUUUACAUGGGAGCAAUGGAGGGAUUUUACAUCAUCUAGAAGUGACAGCCUUUUUCUUUGUGUAUCCUGGAGUGGGGUGGGGAAAUGAAUUUCACAAACUGCACAACGGAAGCCAACGUGGCUGUCAAACCCAAAACAGUCACUGAAAAGAUGCUUAUUACCGUAACCUUGGCCAUAAUCACAACCUUGACUAUGCUGCUGAACUCUGGUGUAAUUGCAGCAAUUGGCACAACCAAGAAACUACACCAGCCUGCAAAUUACUUAAUAUGUUCACUAGCUGUGACAGACCUGCUGGUUGCUAUUUUAGUCAUGCCCUUGAGUAUUACAUACAUAGUGAUGGAUACAUGGACUCUGGGAUACUUUAUCUGUGAGAUAUGGCUUAGCGUUGACAUGACCUGUUGCACAUGUUCAAUUCUUCAUCUUUGCGUCAUUGCUCUGGAUAGAUACUGGGCGAUCACAGAUGCUAUUGAAUAUGCCAGGAAAAGAACAGCAAAAAGGGCUGGGCUUAUGAUAGUCACUGUAUGGGCUAUAUCCAUUUUCAUUUCAAUGCCACCUUUGUUUUGGAGAAAUCAUCACAGCAUCAGUAUUCCCAGCGAGUGUCGUAUUCAACAUGAUCAUGUGAUCUACACUAUUUACUCCACUUUUGGGGCAUUUUAUAUCCCCUUGACACUAAUCCUGAUCCUCUAUUACAGAAUUUAUCAUGCUGCCAAGAGUCUAUACCAAAAACGUGGGUCAAGCCGCCACCUUAGCAACAGGAGCACGGACAGCCAAAAUUCGUUUGCUAGCUGUAAGCUCACGCAGACAUUCUGUGUGUCAGACUUCUCUACGUCUGACCCAACCACGGAAUUUGAUAAAAUAAAUACAUCAGUGAGAAUUCCUCCUUUUGAUAAUGAUCUGGAGCUGGCCGGUGACCGUCAGCAGAUUUCCAGUACACGGGAACGAAAGGCUGCUCGCAUCCUGGGACUGAUAUUAGGGGCUUUCAUUUUGUCUUGGUUGCCAUUUUUUAUUAAGGAGCUUAUUGUGGGCCUGAGCGUUUGCACCGUAUCUGCAGAAGUUGCUGACUUUUUUACAUGGCUUGGUUAUGUCAAUUCCCUUAUCAAUCCUCUGCUGUACACUAGUUUUAAUGAAGAUUUUAAGCUGGCCUUUAAAAAGCUUAUUAGGUGUUGGGAAAAUGCUUAAAAGCACCCAAAGGUACAUAUGAUGUGACUCCCUGGCCUUAAAAAUGAGUGAAAUGAGCUGAGUUUAGCAACAUUCUACUUGGUAAAGUGGAUUUUUGUGUUUGUCUUUAUGGUUGACUUCUCUUUGGCCUGUAACUUGUUUUUCUGUUUUCUACCUCUUGUGUUAUUACGGUACAUAGUUUUAAAUAAAU
Molecule: messenger RNA, 2023 nt
Organism: Pelodiscus sinensis (Chinese soft-shelled turtle)
Lineage: Eukaryota; Metazoa; Chordata; Testudines; Trionychidae
Source: RefSeq, a predicted model, not a curated record